UUCGGGUCGCGGGGCGGAGGGAAGUGCGGGCGGGCGGGAGGCUCCGGCGCCAGACGAGGAGGAAAAGGAGCUACGAUUAGUCUCCUAGAGGCCGCGGAGUCAGCGACGACCAAGACAACCGAGACGCCGCCGCCGCGCCCCCAUGGCGGCUACCAAGGAAAGUCAUGAGGAUCAUGAUACCUCCACCGAGAAUGCAGACGAGUCCAACCAUGACCCCCAGUUUGAGCCAAUAGUUUCUCUUCCUGAACAAGAAAUUAAAACGCUGGAGGAAGAUGAAGAGGAACUUUUUAAAAUGCGGGCCAAGCUGUUUCGAUUUGCUUCAGAGAAUGACCUCCCAGAAUGGAAGGAGCGAGGCACUGGUGAUGUCAAGCUCCUGAAGCACAAGGAGAAAGGGACCAUCCGCCUCCUCAUGAGGAGGGACAAGACCCUGAAGAUAUGCGCCAACCACUACAUCACACCAAUGAUGGAGCUGAAACCCAAUGCUGGCAGUGACCGCGCCUGGGUCUGGAACACUCAUGCUGACUUCGCUGACGAGUGCCCAAAGCCCGAGCUGCUCGCCAUCCGCUUCCUGAAUGCCGAGAAUGCACAAAAAUUCAAAACAAAGUUUGAAGAAUGCAGGAAAGAAAUUGAAGAGAGAGAAAAGAAAGGACCAGGCAAAAAUGAUAAUGCUGAAAAAGUGGCUGAAAAGCUGGAAGCUCUUUCUGUGAAGGAGGCUGGAGACAAGGCGGAAGAGAAAUCGGAGAAGCAAUGAGUUAAUAUUUCUUCCCUCCCUUCUUUUCUUUUUCUUUCUCUUUUUUUUUUAAA
Messenger RNA from Perognathus longimembris pacificus (Pacific pocket mouse), 804 nucleotides. RefSeq names its product RAN binding protein 1 (gene Ranbp1). Gene Ontology annotation, cellular component: centrosome; nuclear pore; cytoplasm. Gene Ontology annotation, biological process: nucleocytoplasmic transport; positive regulation of mitotic centrosome separation. The record is from RefSeq and is a predicted model, not a curated record. NCBI's taxonomy places the organism in Eukaryota, Metazoa, Chordata, Mammalia, Rodentia, Heteromyidae. The transcript has 6 exons. Bases 143 to 751 code for a protein of 202 amino acids. Gene Ontology annotation, molecular function: GTPase activator activity.